GGCCGCCGCGGCGGGCGCGGGCGGCCUGGCGCACCUGGGUAGCCUCUGGUACGGACAGAGGUGCACCUGCCAGGUGGACCUCGGCGAGGGUCUCUCGGUCGCCCGCGAGCUGCUGCGCCUGCUGGAGGGCCAGCUGCAGCGUUGGGGGCCCGCCAACCUCACGGUCCCCGCGCCUUGUGCGCCGCCCGAGUGCUCGGGCUACCAGGGCCUAGUGGUGCUGCUGGUGGCGGUGCUGGCGUUCCUGGCGGACGUCUGCGCCUCGACGGACUGCUGCUGGUGGUGGCUGCGCCGCGCAGCGACGGCCGCCCGGGGCCGUCUCUGCCUCCCAGAGGUCCCCGAUGUCCGCUCACCUUCGUCAGGGCCAGCGGGUGCUCGUCUCCUGCGACGUGGGCCUGAGCGGCUCUUGUGCGCUCGCGUGCACGAGGGCGCGUGGGUGGUCGCCGCUCCCGAGCGCGACAUCUACCUGGAGGACCGUCAGGACGGGAUCGAGAGCCUGGUGUCGCUCGGCCCGAUGGGUGGGCUGCCGUCUGGCUGGAGCUGCGGGCCGACGCACAUGUUCCGGGGCUCGUCCCAGGGCCCGCUGCGUCAGGCUGAGAGCUUGCGCCCGCAGGCGGAAGGUGCGGAGCUGGCGGAGCAGGAGCGGCGGGACCUCGGCCUAGGCGCUGCUCGGCCUGCGCCUCUCCCCGCCCGUGCGCCGCCGCCGCUGGCGCAGGAGGGCGACCCGGCAGCUGAGGAGGGCGAGUGGCGCUCAUCCGAGAGUCGGGGAGAGGCGCGCUUGGGCGAGCGCGUGGGUGCCGCGGAGCUGGAGGGGCCGGCCAGCGAGCUGCGGACGCUCCCCAUGAGGCACGAGAAUUCGACUCGGCGGUGCCGCUCCUACAAGGAGGCCGCGUCGCUCACCGCGACCGCGGCCUUCGACGACUGGUUCUUGGGCCUGGGCCCCAGCGACUGGGGUGUGGGGGGGCGCGAGUCCUUCGGCCGGCUCUUCGAGUGCGCCCCGAUGUACGACCAGCUCAACUUCGGUGAGUUGGCCUCGCUGGAGCUCGCGGGGCGGCGCUGCCAGUUGCUGGAGGAGAGGUGCGCCCGGAUGCCGAUCUUGGCGACGGCAGGCGGUGACAGCGGCCGCCUCGACAACGACAGGAUCUUCAUGGGCGAGGAGGGCCGGCGCGGGCGCGCUCUGGUUGCGCCGGCGCUGGAGACUUGGAUCUCGCAGAAGUUGUCGGAGUUGAGCGCCGUGCUCAAGGGGCGCCGCAAGGCCAUGGGGGAGCGGCAACCGACUCGCUCGACGGACGUGACCCCCGGUGCCUCGAGCAAGACGAACGACGACAAGCCCCCCAAGAACCCGCGCAAGAAAGGGGUUAUCGCCGGCGGGGCUGCGUGUUUCGCGCUGCGCGGAUCGCCGGCGCUCGCGCCGUCGGGCUGCGGAGGCGUGGCUGCAGGACGGUUUGCCCUGCCGGCGGUCGGCAACCAGGCGAUCGACCUCGUCGGCUGCCUGCCCGACCACUACCAGAGGUUGCUGGAGGAUAGUGGCCGCGCUAUUCGGCUACCGGCAGCGUGUGCACAGGACCGCGUGGCGAGGGCGGACGAGUUGGACAUCGCGAUGGAUUCCAUCCAGUGGAGGUCUCCGAGCAAGUUCGCCGUUCGCAAUCUUGUGGGAGUCUUCUUUGUUCGCAAGAAGGGCGGCUCGCUGCGGAUCAUCUUCGAUCCUCGGAAGACCAUCGCGCAGUUCGUGCCGCCCGACGGUGUCGCCUUGGCCUCGCCCGAGGCCCUCGGCGAUCUGGAGCUGCCAGCUGGUCAAAGGUUGUGGGUCAGCGAGGGGGGCGUCGAGAACUGCUACUGCCAGUUCCUGCUGCCAGUUGACCUGCGUGCCGACUUCGUCGUGCUGCCGGCGGCGGCGAAUGCGGAGCUGCUGCGGUCGCGGCCAUUGGGCGCUCGACGCUGGCUCUGCAAUCGCCGCUGCGCGCCCGCCGUCGCCGGGCGCGAGCUCGCUGCUCUUCUGUGCAUGGACAACUUCGCCUCGUUGGGGACCGUGAAGGAGGCAGUCCAGGUUGACGGCGACUCGAGCGAGGGGCAGCUGAGGGGUCGUGGUCUGGCUACUCAUGACGUCUCCGGGCCGCAAUUCGACGUGGACCUCCUGGGCUUCCACGUCGACGGGGAGAAGGGCGCGAUCCACAUCGCGCCCAGCGGUUCUGGCGGCUGGCUGAUCGGGCACCUGACGUACGUCCUCUUGCUGCGGCGCGAGAUGCUCAGCCUGCUCAGCGCCUCCUACGUCUUCAUCGGCAAGCGCCUGGGCGCCUGGCGUCGUGCCGUGGAUGCGUCCCUGACGGGCUUGGGCGCUGUGGAGUGCGCCGCCGCCCCAGCCGAGGUGGGCCGCAUCGCGCGUGUGCGAGAGCGCUGGCGGUUCGAGGAGCGCGAGCUGGUGGCCGAGGGCUCGAGGGCGCGCGCCUUGCGAGAGUGCGCCAAGGGCGACUCCGCCUUUCCCGACGUGCCCGCCGAUUUCUUCAAGUCAUUUCCGUAG
Messenger RNA from Prorocentrum cordatum, 2515 nucleotides. The record is from the annotation of a GenBank genome assembly. Lineage: Eukaryota; Dinophyceae; Prorocentrales; Prorocentraceae.